CGUAGAAUUUGAUCCAUUCACGUGUCGGGGCGCACACGUCGACGCAGUUGGCAUGAGAUAAGUGAAACUACGACAUCGUAUACUCGUCCGCAGAAUUCAAAAGACGUUUUAUUCGGUUACAUUUAAUUUAACUUAAUUGUUUAAAAGAAUUUUUAAUUGGUUUUUUAAUAAACUAACCUUUUCGGUAAACGAGAAACAAUUAAAAUGGCACCGAAACAGAGAAUGCGCAUCGCCAACGAAAAAGCCACGAAGAAUAUCAAUCUUCGUGGAAAUGUACCAAAAUCAUCGAAACCACAAGACGAAGGAUCACCAGUUGGACCGUGGCUAUUAGCACUUUUCAUAUUUGUUGUUUGUGGAUCAGCGAUCUUUCAAAUAAUUCAAAGUAUUAGAAUGGCUUAAAAGGAUGAUAAAUGUGAAAGAAAAGGGUAAAUGAUAUCGUUACUGUUGAUAUAAUGAACUAUUUAUAAAAAUAUCAAUCUACAAAUGCUGUCAUCAUUUUUCAACAAACUAACAAUUUUGAGACGGGUCUAAGUGGUACAGUGAAGGUGAAAAUGUCUUCAUACGUACAAGUUUUUAAUAUCACCUAGAGAAUUCUAUUUUUCCUUUGCUAAUGGCUCAAAGAUUAUUUAUAAAAAAAAAAUGAAUUUAGCAUUUAUAAGCGUUUAACUUAAACUCACACCAUGCAUUGAUGGAAGUGAAGAUUGUACAUUUUAUAGAAUAUUACACGGUAUAAUUAUAUUCUAAUCGUCAAAAGGUGUAUAUUUUACUCGACCUUUUAUUCAGAAGCAUUUUCAUACUGUUUAUGACAUUUGUAAUGAAUCUAUUUCAGAAAUUUUUUCAAAAUGUUUACGUAAUGUGCACUCUUCCAUUAAUGCAUUUAUAGUAAAUAAUUUGUAUAUAAAUAAACAAUUCGUCGUAUAAAAAUCUAUAAAGCAUUCCACUCUGAGCA
Molecule: messenger RNA, 949 nt
Organism: Polistes canadensis
Lineage: Eukaryota; Metazoa; Arthropoda; Insecta; Hymenoptera; Vespidae
Product: stress-associated endoplasmic reticulum protein 2
Exons: 3
Coding region: 205-399 (64 amino acids)
Biological process (GO): endoplasmic reticulum unfolded protein response
Cellular component (GO): endoplasmic reticulum
Source: RefSeq, a predicted model, not a curated record